Messenger RNA from Solea solea (common sole), 1575 nucleotides. RefSeq lists its product as uncharacterized. The record is from RefSeq and is a predicted model, not a curated record. NCBI's taxonomy places the organism in Eukaryota, Metazoa, Chordata, Actinopteri, Pleuronectiformes, Soleidae. Gene Ontology annotation, molecular function: transmembrane signaling receptor activity. The transcript has 9 exons. Bases 1 to 1554 code for a protein of 517 amino acids. Gene Ontology annotation, biological process: cell surface receptor signaling pathway.
AUGGAACAGACUUUGGUCUGCGUGCUGGGAUUAUUCUCACUGAAUCUUCUCUUGUACUGUGGACAAGCUGAAGUUGUUCUGAAUGUUGAACCAAACUCGUCAGUAUUUUUCGAAAGCGAGUCUGUCACCCUCAUAUGUGACGUGAAGGAAGGAGAAGAGACGGACUGGUUGUAUUCUUACAACAGAGAAGCGUACAAACCUAAGGCAGUGAUUUUGGAAGGCAACAGUUCAACAGUGGGCACUGUGAUGUUGACCUGCUCUGUGAGCCCAUCAACAUCUGGCUGGGAAUAUUCCUGGUACAGUGGCACAAACGCCCAACCUCUGACUGCAGGGGGCGUCGUUUUCCACUCGAAUGACAGAAUCAGUGUCUCACAGGAAGGACUUUACCGGUGCGCAGGAGGACGAGGAACUCCACGUUACUACACCAAGCAGAGUGACACAUUUGUUGCCAUCACACCUGUUGUGAAGCUGAACCACAAUUGGCCUGAGGUUUUCUACCGAGAGAAGACCAGGCUCACGUGUGAGAUGAAGGGUGGAGAAAACGUCAUGUGGGGGUAUGAGUGGAUGAAACAGCAAGUUGUUCUUCCAGAAAAGAAAACGGAACAUGUAGUUGUCUAUGCUACAACAUCAUCAGACUACAUGUGCUUGAGGUUCUACUGGUACAAGCUUAUUCCUGACAUAGAUAAAGCAUACCUCUACGGAUAUGAGCUGCUCCCUGGAAGCACAAACGGGACCACACAGGAUUCCUAUGUCGUCUACAAUCACACAAAUACAGCAGGGUAUGCAUGCAGAGCAGGAAGAGGAGACCCAGUGCAUUACACGUUUUACAGUAAUCCCAAAUUUGUCUGGUCCAGAGAGUUUCAGUCACCACCGUCUCUCAGAGUGAGUCCUGACAAAGUUCAACACUUCAGGUCAGACUCUGUGUCACUGACCUGUGAGGGAAACUCGUCCACACAGUGGACAGUGGUGAAGUUUAAAGACGGUUUUAUGAGUCAGCGAUGCUCCAGUUUUGGGACACUGAAUGGAUCAACAUGCAUCACUAAGUUAAAUGAGCAACAUGCAGUGUACUGGUGCGAGUCUAAGUCAGGACAAUUCAGCAGCGCUGUCAACAUCAGUACAUCACUCAAAGGUAUUCUACUUGAGAGUCCGGCACAUCCUGUGGCUGAAGGAGCAGCUGUUACUCUUCGCUGCAAGCUGAAGACGGGGAACUUUGUUGCUAAUGUUGUCUUCUAUCAAAACGACAAAGUCGUCCAGAAUGACACGAGAUGGGAGCUGACGAUCCCUGCGCUGUCAGAGUCACAUGAAGGCUUUUACAGAUGUGAAGGAAAAUAUUCUCAGCAGACUCUGACUUCACCACAGAGUUGGAUUUCAGUCAAAUCUUUGUCCAAACCAGAAAGCUCUCCAGGUCAUUUGCCUCUGAUUGGUGGAUUGGUUUGUGGAGUUUUAGUAAUAAUUCCUCUGCUGCUGCUGCUGCUGGUCUUUUGCUACAGAAAGUCUAAAGGUGAGAUGUUUUUCUUUUUUAAUGUCGUUUCAUGUACUACAUCACCAUUAUAGGGAGCCCGGGUCAGGUCAUGC